Molecule: messenger RNA, 2382 nt
Organism: Corapipo altera (White-ruffed manakin)
Lineage: Eukaryota; Metazoa; Chordata; Aves; Passeriformes; Pipridae
Gene: IL17D
Product: interleukin 17D
Exons: 2
Coding region: 1-735 (244 amino acids)
Biological process (GO): inflammatory response
Cellular component (GO): extracellular region
Molecular function (GO): cytokine activity
Source: RefSeq, a predicted model, not a curated record
AUGCAGCGAGGCAGGGUAAGGGCUGCGGGUUGCGGGCCGGGGGCUGCGGGGCGCGGGUGGUGCCGGCGGGUCGCGGUCCUAUCCCCGCUGACGGCGCCGUCGUUGCAGGUGCGGGCGGCGGCGGCGGCGCUGCUGGCGCUGCUCUGCGCGGCGCUGCUCCCGCUCCGCGCCGAGCCCGCCAGGGCGCACAAGCAGCGGCCGGCGCGGACCCGGAGCUGCGGAGAGCGACCCGAGGAGCUGCUGGAGCAGCUGUACGGGCGGCUGGCGGCGGGCAUGCUCAGCGCCUUCCACCACACCCUGCAGCCCGAGCCGCCGGGCCGCCAGCACAACGCCAGCUGCCCCGCCGGGGGACGCCCGGCCGCCGACAAGAGGGUCCGGCUCCCCGUCAACCUGCGCAGCGCAUCGCCCUGGGCUUACAGAAUUUCCUAUGAUCCCACAAGAUAUCCCAAAUACAUCCCUGAAGCAUACUGUCUGUGCAAAGGCUGCCUCAUGGGGAUCUUUGGGGAGGAGAAUUUCCACUUCCGCAGCACCCCUGUGUACAUGCCGACCGUCAUCCUGCGCCGCACAUCCUCGUGUGCCGGGGGCCGCUACGUCUACACAGAGGAUUACGUCACCAUCCCAGUGGGCUGCACCUGUGUGCCUGAGCCAGAAAAGGAGGCCGAAAGCGUAAAUUCCAGCAUAGAUAAGCAAGAGGUGAAGUUGCUGGUGAGCCAGAACAAGCCCUCAUCAGAAUGAAGAACAUAUUAGGGAUCGUGUUACAGUACUGGCCUCACAUUCACACUUCGCCACCUCAGGAAACCGCUACACAGCAGCAAACACACUGACUUGCCCUCUUUUUCUGCUUACAGUUAUUUCAGUUAUAAGAUGGAAAGUUUUGUCCAGUCACUCAGAUCAUUAAAGAUGGUGAUUCGUAUGAAGAACUUCUUUAGUUCAUGUACACUUGUUUAGUGAACUUGUUGAGUUCAUUGUUGCAAAUUCCAAAGUUGCCUUUUUUCUUUUUCUUAGAGCAGAACAUUUUAUCCUUGCUUAUUCACAGUAAAUUUUAGAAGAUGAUGCAAUUGUAAGACAUGUUAGCUAUUAUUAUAGCAGGCUGCUGGUUGUAGAUAUUUUUAAAGAAUCGCUUAUACUCUCAAGUACCCUUAAAUAAAAAUCACAUAGCUGCCGGACAUGUGCCAAAUCAGCAGUUAAAAGGAUAAUUUCUCAGGCUGGGAGAGCCUUCAUUUACAAGCAGUGUUCUUGGCUGUUACAUCUUUGGCUAUUUAAACACUACAGUAAGGAAACCUUUGCUGAGUCAGAGUUAUUAAUGAAACAAUAUUCUAUGUGUUUGCUAUUUUUAAACUUGCCAAAUUGCUAAGAGUACAAAAGUGUUGAGAAAAAACAUGCUAGAAUAUUGUAAAACUGCAGCAGACUUUUCUGAUGUGGACUAAAUCUAAUUACACAGAAAAUAUUAGUUAGAAAAAAUAUACUUUGGGUCCCAAGAAUUCUGUAUUAGAUUUCAUCCAUCACUAACUGCUUAACUGUUUCCUGUGAUAAAACUGUAUUGUACAGUUGAAAGGCCAAAACCUUUUUCAUGUUAGGAGAGGAGAUUCCCCUCUAAAAAAUAAGUGCAGAGGAUAGGCUCCAUCUCAAGUACACUGCAGGUGAGUAAGUAGGGUAGGUCUUAACUUCUAGAUGCUGCAAGGAGUUUAUUGAAGAGAGUCCCAGUCCAAACAAUUUAUACAACUACUCUUACUCAGUUUUCCCUAUGCCACACGUAACAAUCACCUGCAAGAGCUGCUAGUCCAUGGAAGCACCAUCUUCCAUCUGUGCAGCUUACUGCUGAUGGAACUUGAUGGCAAGCCCUAAGCAGGAACCCUGGAUAAACAAAAAUUUGCAUUUCCAGAACAAGAGACUGAAUGUUGACUCAGUGUAGUGAAUGAGAAUCAGGAAUAACCAGGCAUGCCUCGCACAAACAUAAUUCCUCAGAGGGCCACACUAGCCAAAACUGAUCAACCUCUGAAUGCACAGCAGAGUUAUCUUUUACAGUUGAAGGAGCAUGACUGCAAUAUUUUUACAGAAUAAACAUCCUAUGCAGCCAUGCAUUUGCUACAUCAAGAAUCUCAAAACUGGCCUUUAAUUCAUAGUGGAGAAAGUCCCUACACUACACAAACACACACUUUGGAGUGUUGUUGGAUGAAGAAUGGAAAGACUAUGAGCUAACCAGAAUUAACAAGUUAAACAGAGAAUGAAAGUCAUACAGCAACUACUUAUCUUGGUGCACAAUUAUGGACUGUGCUCUCUAUGACUCAGUCUAGCAUAACAGUAUUUUUUCAGUGCAAUUUAUGUAACUUCGUACAAAGCCUAAAAUAGCUUAAUGAAUAAAAGAUUCCCUUUAUGAUGUCA